UACACAAUCGAGAGUUCAUUCGGUGCGGCACUGAUGUAUCGUCGGUGCAAUUUUUUGUAUACGAUCGGCGAAGUAAACAGUAAACAGUGUGGAACACGACUGGAUUUCAAUGAUAACUUCACUGUUAUGAAGACACUCAGAAUUGAAUGUAAAGCAGUAAUUAACAGUCCUUGCCCUGAGCCACCGAAACGCCAUCCGCCACCACUGUGCGGACAAAUUGAAGCGUUCAACUAUAACAUCAUCAGUAUCGUUACGGAUAGCAAUAAUUCGGAUGAGGAAAAUGUCACGAUUGGUGUAACAUUCCGUUCAACUCUGGAUGUCAACAAACAACCACUGUACUUUGUUGCUUUUUACGGAAAUGCGCGACAAUUUGAAAGACAAAUCGAUGUGAGUUCGUUGAAAUGA
Molecule: messenger RNA, 405 nt
Organism: Anisakis simplex (herring worm)
Lineage: Eukaryota; Metazoa; Nematoda; Chromadorea; Rhabditida; Anisakidae
Source: the annotation of a GenBank genome assembly